GGUUUGCUAAAGGUACACACACAGACACUUGUUCUGCUGUAGUUCAGUUCAGUGAGUUAAACUGAGUUGCAAUCCUUGAUGAACAUCAUGCAGCCCCGCAGGAGUGGCUCAGUGAUUCUGAGCAGCAGCAGCAGCAGACAAAGCCGAGCCAGUGUGUCCUCCUUGGGCAAGGGCCGUGCAACCAGUGUGUACAAUGCGCCAACACGGAGCACCCGCAUCUCCGUUGCCUCCUCUGGCUAUGGGUCAGGAAGAGGCUCCUCUUCGGGAGGGUUUUACUCUGCGGGCUACAGCUCAGGAAUGUUGGGGCCUUUAAACAUAAACGAGAAGCAGAUGAUGCAGAACCUGAACGACCGCCUGGCCACGUACCUGGACAAAGUGCGCACCUUGGAGAAAUCCAACAACCAACUGGAGGCUCAGAUCCGGGAGUUCUAUGAGAAGAGGACACAUACAGGCAGCAAGGAUCUGGGCGCCUACUGGAAAACCAUUGCUGAUCUGCGAGCACAGAUCAACAAUGCUUCUUUGGCCAAUGCCAGAGUUCUUUUACAGAUUGACAAUGCGAAACUGGCUGCUGAUGACUUUAAAACCAAAUACGAGUCUGAGUUGGCUAUCAGACGUGGCGUGGAGAUGGACAUUCAGGGGUUGCGGAAGGUGUUGGAUGAACUGACCAUUUCCAGGUCUGACCUGGAGUCACAGAUAGAAGCAGUGAAAGAAGAGACAAUUUACACCAAGAAAAACCACGAGGAAGAGCUGAAGUCUCUCCGCAAUCAAAUUCGAGGCACUGUCACAGUGGAUGUUGAUGCUAGUCCUGGUGUCGACAUGGUCAAAGUUCUGGCUGAAAUGAGAGAAAAAUAUGAACAGAUGGCAGCGAAAAACCAGAAGGAAGCUGAGGCCUGGUACAAGGAGCAGUGCGCAAAUCUACAGCAGACAGUGGUCACUAACACUGAGAUGGUACAAACUGAAAAGACACAGCUUACAGAACAAAGACGCAAACUACAGCAAUUGGAGAUUGAACUUCAGACAUUGCUGUCAGUGAAAAUGUCCCUGGAAGAGAGUCUAGAGGAAGUGGAGCAUCGUUACGCCAUGGAACUGCACAGACUGCAGGGAAUCCUGAAUGAGCUGGAAGCAGAGCUGAUGCGUAUCCAUGCGGAUGCUGAUCUCAAAUCCCAGGAAUACUCUCAGCUUCUGGAUGACAAAACCAAACUGGAGAUGGAGAUCGCCACAUAUCGUCGCCUUCUCCAGGGAGAAGAUGUUCGAUACAACACAGAUAUCAAGACGGAAAAUGUCCAAGAGUCAAAUGUGGUGACAACAAAAAAGGUCGUAACAAUCACCAAAACAAUUGUUGAUGGACAAGUGGUUGAAUCACACGAAGAAGUUAAAGUGGAUUAACCAAGGCACCCUUGUCCAGUGCUGACCUCAGGAGUCCUUCAAAGAUUAUCGAAUCUAUUAGCCAUGCUGUAACAUGUUGCUCUUUGGGGUUUUUUUUUGGUCUGUAAUAAAAUAAUCUGGAACACCA
Molecule: messenger RNA, 1513 nt
Organism: Hemiscyllium ocellatum (epaulette shark)
Lineage: Eukaryota; Metazoa; Chordata; Chondrichthyes; Orectolobiformes; Hemiscylliidae
Product: keratin, type I cytoskeletal 19-like
Exons: 8
Coding region: 79-1386 (435 amino acids)
Molecular function (GO): structural molecule activity
Source: RefSeq, a predicted model, not a curated record